Messenger RNA from Aspergillus steynii IBT 23096, 1434 nucleotides. Its product is annotated as vitamin H transporter. Gene Ontology annotation, cellular component: membrane. Lineage: Eukaryota; Fungi; Ascomycota; Eurotiomycetes; Eurotiales; Aspergillaceae. The transcript is spliced from 7 exons. Gene Ontology annotation, biological process: transmembrane transport. The record is from RefSeq and is a predicted model, not a curated record. Gene Ontology annotation, molecular function: transmembrane transporter activity. The coding region runs from base 1 to 1434 and encodes 477 amino acids.
AUGGAGAAAACUGACAUCGAACCGCGGGUCGUGGAAGCUCGCUCUUCUACUGAUUUUGACCCGGAGCUGGAGAAGAAGCUGCUGCGAAAGUUGGAUUGGCGAGUGAUCCCGGCGCUAUGGUUUCUUUUCCUGAUCUCUUUCAUGGAUCGGUCGAACAUCGGAAAUGCAAAGAUCGCAGGAAUGACGAAGGAAUUAAAUCUGGUUGGAAAUCAGUACAAUUUGGCGGUUACCAUGUUCACGGUCGCCUACGUCAUCUUUGGAAUGCCGGCAAACCUGCUGGUCAAGAAGUUCGGUCCUAAGAUGCUGGUGUUGUAUAUGUUUACCUGGGGGCUAUUCGUCAUGGGACAGGGUCUGACGAAGAACGCCACCGGAUUGAUCGCAUGCCGUUUCUUCAUGGGAAUGUGUGAGGCUGGGUUUGUUCCUGGCUGCGCAUACUUGAUCGGGAGUUACUACAAACGGGACGAGUUCCUUCGGCGAUAUGCGAUUUUCUUCAGUGCCAACAUGGCGGCUGGUGCUUUCAACGGACUCUUCUCGAGUCUUUUGACUGGUCUGAACAUGAGCGGAUACGCUGGUUGGAGAUGGUUGUUUCUUCUCGAGGCCAUCAUCACCAUGGGUGUCAGUAUUGUCUGCUACUGGAUCGUGGUGCCAUUCCCCGAAGAUGCGACCUUCUUGACUGCCGAUGAGAAAGCCCUGCUAUUGGCUCGUCUCGAGGCCGACGGUGGUGGUGUUCGCACAGAUCCUAUCUCCUUCAAGCGUGUCAUUAGUAUGGCCGGAGAUUGGAAAAUUUGGAUUUGUGUCUUGGCCUACAUGGGCGCCGAAGAAAGCGCCAGCUCCCUCGUCGCGUUUCAACCCACAAUUCUCAAAGACCUCGGCUGGACCAGCCGCUCGGCCCAGGUCCACAGCAUUCCCGUCUACGCCGUCGCCUUUGUUCUGACCCUUUCCUGCGCCUGGCUCAGUGACCAUCUCCGCCACCGUUAUUUGUUCACCAUGUUCGGCGCAGCCCUGAUCAUCAUCGGAUGGAGCGUGGAGCUGGCGCAAGUGCAGCCCGCAGCCGUUCGGUACAUGGGAAUUUUCUUCGUGGCGUCCGGAGCGUUCAUCAUGAUGUCGAAUACGGUGGUCUGGCUGUGCAUCAACCUUGGCAAAGGCGUGAAACGGAGUGUCGGAAUGGGUAUUCUGCCAGCAUUUGGCAACUGCGGUGCCUUUGUGUCUGGCAACGUUUUCAUUACGAGUCAGUCUCCCAGAUACCCUGUGGGGUUCGGAGUGGGACUGGCCUUUGCUGUGAUGGCGGCUGCGGCCUGCACGGUCUACUAUUUCGCCCUGAUGGCGGAGAACCGUCGGCGCGACAGCCUGCCAGAGAAGGGCUCGACGGCCGAAACCACCCACGAGUCGCAGGAUCUCGGCGAUGCGCACCCGGAUUUCCGGUAUCAGUUGUAG